This is a messenger RNA of Panicum virgatum (switchgrass), 1538 nucleotides long. Its product is annotated as RHOMBOID-like protein 10, chloroplastic. Gene Ontology annotation, molecular function: serine-type endopeptidase activity. Gene Ontology annotation, cellular component: chloroplast membrane. The record is from RefSeq and is a predicted model, not a curated record. The transcript has 9 exons. NCBI's taxonomy places the organism in Eukaryota, Viridiplantae, Streptophyta, Magnoliopsida, Poales, Poaceae. The coding region runs from base 47 to 1087 and encodes 346 amino acids.
AUCGGCGGGGGUGGGUCCACGCACGCAGCCAGCGGUGGUGGUGCCCAUGGCGUCGUGGCUGCUGCUCCCCCUCCCCUCCUUCCCCUGGCUUCCUCCCCCGCCGCCGCCCGGCUCCUCCUCUGGCGGCCGCGGCGGCGGGGGCGGCGGCGGAGACGGCGGCGACUGGAGGCCGAACGUCGUCGCGGCCUUCGCCAGCGCGCAGGUCGGCAGCGCCCUCCGCCGCCGCUUCGCCGGCCUCCUCUGCUCACCGGAGGUGCGACAGCUUGAAGCCUUGCCGAAAAUGGAUGACGUUUGCUUUGGAGGAUCACACUCAUUUGCCACACACUCAAUCCUUGGCUUGUUGGGGAAUCUGUUCCCUGCGUCAUAUGUUUGCAGCUUCGCUCUGUUUAAUGGGAACGGGUCAGGUGGGAGUGGGACAUACAUCAGCAAAGGGAAGGUGCUGUCCAGACGACCUGGCAGAAUUGAUUCGAAGAAGAGGUUUUGGACUAAUGUUCUUCUUGCUAUUAAUGUCCUGGCUUAUAUCGCUCAGGUAGCAUCACAAGGAAAGCUUCUUAUGUGGGGAGCAAAGAUCAACAGUCUGAUUGAUAGAGGACAAUUUUGGCGUUUGGCAACAUCAUCUCUCCUUCACGCAAAUGUCACUCACCUCGCUUUCAAUUGUUUCUCUUUGAACUCAAUUGGGCCGAUGGUUGAAAUGCUAACCGGCCCUAGAAGAUUUAUUGCUGUUUAUUUCAGUUCAGCGCUGGCAGGUUCACUGAUGAGUUACCGCUGUUGUGAGUCACCUGCUGUUGGUGCGUCAGGUGCCAUUUUUGGAUUGGUUGGCGCCUAUGCAGUUUAUAUGUGGAGGCAUAAAAGUUAUUUUGGGAAUGCAAGGGAAAGUUUGGAGCAUAUCGGGCGUGUGGUUAUCUUGAAUAUGGGUAUGGGUCUCCUUUCAAGGGGAAUUGAUAACUGGGGUCAUCUGGGGGGCUUGCUUGGAGGAGUUGCUGUGGCAUGGUUCCUUGGUCCAGCAUGGCAAUAUCAACAUGUGGCAAAGGAUGGUAGAGCAGUUUUCAAAGACAGGGCUCCAGUCCUCCGCCUAAUAAAGGGCUAGCUUCUUUUACUUUUGUACUUACAAAUGUAGUCGUGGAGAGACAUAUGGAAGAGAAAAGGUAGAAGAGAAAACCAAGCAGAGGGACUGAUGAAGUGGUGGAAAACAGUUGAGUUUUAACUAGUUUGGAUGUUGAAACAUUUCGUUGCAGAGCUAAUUCCUUAGGAAACAUACACAAGGAGCUUAUUGCCUUGUUUGGAUCAUUAAAUUGUUAAUAUUCAGGGCUGUAAAAAUGUAUGGUUAGUCAAUUGUAUUAACAUUUUAUCAGGUGUUACCACCAGCGCCUUACGAACACACAUUGUGUACAUGAAUUUAUGUUUGAUAUUUGUGCUCUGUAAGUUCCGGCCUAUAGGGUUUGUUGGCACUAGGUUUCUUCUGUUACUGUACUAUAAAAGAUACGGACAAAUCUGUAAAAACGCUCAGUGAUCCAUUAAGAUAUUCCAUCUUUUUGAAA